UAUAUAAUCUUCCCCCUAAUUUUAUCACCCUUUUUUCUCUUACAAAUUUCUGUCCAAUUUUCUCUUUCCAAAAAUAAAAAUAAAUAAAAAUCAUGUAAUUAUUUUUCUAAUAUAUAUAUAUAUAUAUAUGUAUGUAUAUAUAUAUAUAUAUAAAAGUAUAAUAUGAAGUAGUACAUAUUUUGAUGAACCGUCGUAUAUAGUAGAAGUAUAAUCUUUCCCUCCUUUCAUACUCUGUAAAUUUUUCUUCAAAAAAAGUUGAAAAUGGCGUUUCAUCAUAAUCACCAUCUUUCACAAGCAGAAAUGGCGGCACAAUUUGGUGGAGAUCAUACAACGUCGUCAAAUCAUCAUCACCAACCAAAUUGGCUAACAUCGGCUCUUCUUAACUCAUCAGCCGUCGCCGGUGGAGCCGGUAACUUCUUGAACCUUCACUCGGUUGAAGACUCUGCUGGUAUGUCAUCGAUUCCGUCUCAACCAGGUGAGUUGACUCACAAUGAGGAUUCCGGUAAGCCGGAGAUCGGCGAUGGUGAGACUUCUACUGGUGCUGGAGAUUCUGGCGGAGGAAGUGAACAACAACAACAGCAAGUGAAUUGGCAAAAUGCGAAGUUUAAAGCGGAGAUAUUAGCUCAUCCGCUUUACGAACAGUUAUUGUCGGCGCAUGUAGCAUGUUUACGGAUUGCGACUCCGGUGGAUCAAUUGCCGAGAAUUGAUGCGCAACUUGCGCUAUCGCAGAAUGUUGUUGCGAAAUAUUCUGCGCUUGGAAAUGGUCAUGCUUUGGUUGGUGAUGAUAAAGAAUUGUACCAAUUCAUGACCCAUUAUGUUCUGUUGCUGUGUUCUUUUAAAGAACAACUACAACAACAUGUUCGUGUCCAUGCAAUGGAAGCUGUGAUGGCGUGCUGGGAAAUUGAACAAUCCCUUCAAAGCUUGACAGGGGUCUCUCCUGGUGAAGGCACAGGAGCAACUAUGUCUGAUGAUGAGGAUGAUCCCAUAGACAGCGAUAGUAACUUGUUUGAUGGAGGGUUGGAUAGUUCAGACACUAUGGGAUUUGGACCGCUUAUCCCAACAGAGAGUGAGCGGUCUCUGAUGGAGCGUGUGAGACAAGAGCUAAAGCAUGAGCUAAAACAGGGAUACAAAGACAAAAUUGUGGAUAUAAGGGAAGAAAUCUUGCGCAAGAGAAGGGCAGGGAAACUACCUGGUGACACUACCUCUGUCUUAAAGGCUUGGUGGCAAUCACAUUCCAAGUGGCCAUACCCAACAGAGGAAGACAAAGCAAGAUUAGUACAGGAGACCGGCUUGCAGCUAAAGCAGAUCAACAAUUGGUUCAUUAAUCAGAGGAAGAGAAAUUGGCAUAGUAACCCAUCAAGUUCUACUGCAUCAAAGAGUAAACGUAAAAGAAAUGUGCAAACAAAAUAGGUAGAAUAUAGCAGCAAAUCGUUUUGUGUAGAUGAAGAACAUCUUUUGACAUAGUUCUGAUACUGUGGCAUUGAAUAUGGAAUUUCAUUUGAUUCGAGAGGCUCAAGUGGCAAAACUCUGCUAACAAAGUGUCGAAAGGAUUCCUUCGGUGCCAUAUAAGAUGCAUCGGCUAAGUAAAGGGUGAAUGAUUAAUGGUCCGACUCAUAUAUCGACUUAUCCACACAGUUGUUCGAAACGGUAGGAAGAUAUGCAGAAUGAAAGGAAUAUGUAGUUUAUAAAUCUUAGAUAAAAUGCUGUAGGAGUUCCUACUUUUGGCCAUUCUAUAAUUUUGUAACCUUUUCUUUUAUAUAUAGUAUUUGUAUUAGAAUACUUAUGAAGGUGUGAAUGUACAGAUUAAGCUGUUAAUUUUUCCUUUUACUAAAUAUUGUUCUCUCA
Amaranthus tricolor (Joseph's coat) is the source of this 1845-nucleotide messenger RNA. Its product is annotated as homeobox protein knotted-1-like 3. NCBI's taxonomy places the organism in Eukaryota, Viridiplantae, Streptophyta, Magnoliopsida, Caryophyllales, Amaranthaceae. Gene Ontology annotation, molecular function: DNA binding. The record is from RefSeq and is a predicted model, not a curated record. The transcript is spliced from 6 exons. Gene Ontology annotation, biological process: regulation of DNA-templated transcription. Gene Ontology annotation, cellular component: nucleus. Bases 262 to 1410 code for a protein of 382 amino acids.